Messenger RNA from Seminavis robusta, 3807 nucleotides. Lineage: Eukaryota; Bacillariophyta; Bacillariophyceae; Naviculales; Naviculaceae. The record is from the annotation of a GenBank genome assembly.
AUGCGUGGAAUCAACGGUCCGUUGACAGUGGAGAAUUUGGGCAAAUUGGACGAUCUGCAAGAAGAGUCUCUGAGAGACAUAGACAUGGACGAACGCAGCACUUCUAGUCUGCCAGCGAGUGAAGAGUUUCAAGACGAAGCCGGAACGCAAAGCGGAAUGGAAACGGGAUCCAGGGGCUCCGGUUCGAAUUCCUCCAAGCCACUCCUCCGCUGGAACAAAGGAGUUGAGGGAGACAUGUACGGGGCGGAAGGAGAUCUUCUGUGGAAGGCACUCGUCGUCACGCUACUCACCAUGAUUGGUACUGCGGCUGGAUUCAUUUACCUCUUUGGGCUCAUUGAAGGAGACGUACAAACUGCGGAGAGGUUUCAAACCUAUGCCGUUCAGUUGCAGCAUAGAGGACCUGAUCAAGCCAAGGGCAUCAAUGGGUUGCUAGCUACUUGGACAGAUCAUGCGUCUUCCUAUGCCACGGAACACUCCGACAUUUGGCCCUUUCAUAGGUUUGCUCACUUCUCACACCUCGCACACCAGCAAAAGCAGCUUCAUCUCGUGCAAGACUCUGCAACCGCAACGCAAGUCGAAUGGAUUGCCUCGGCUCCUCUCAUAUCCAACGAACUCAGGGCCAACUGGGAAAUGUACUCUGCGCCAAAGUCCAUUGAAACACAGCACCAACACCAACACACUGCUACUAUACACUACUACGACUCGGCAGACCAACAAACGGUCCCGGAACCAGCGGGAUCAGGACCCUUCACGCCGCUCUUCCAAAUGGACAUUACGGCUUCCUACAACUUUGUGCCAUUUGCGUCUGCCACACUGCUCAACCUCAACCUCCUAUCCAUUCCGGCAUUCACUAGAGCUUUCUCAUUGGCCACUUUCUCAUCCGAACCCGUACUCUCAGAACCUCUCAUUCUCAACGAGUACUUGACACAAUUCAUGCUCGGACAAGACGCCAUGCAAGAGCCAUACGCAUUUCUGCUCAAUCCAAUCCUGAAUGGAACCGUAGCUGCGGCAACCACACAAACACAGGACACCCUAGGAGUUGUCGUGGGACUCGUACCCUACAAGUCAUUCAUGCAAAACAUCAUUUCAAAAGAUGCUAACGGAAUCUUUGUCGGUGUCGCACCUUCCAAACUAUGUUCCGACUCGCAGCAAAACAAUCUUCAAAAAUACACCUUCUCAAUCAACGGACCCAAUGUUGAAUUCAAGGGAGAAGGAGACAAACACGAUACUUCCUACAACUUUCACGAAAAGAUUGUACCCUGGGACCCAUUCUUGGCAGAGCAUUUACACGUCGUCGCGGGAGAAAACAAUCACACAAUCGCCGCGCAGACAAUACUCAACGAGUACUUUCAGGACAUUGCCAAAGCCAGAAACGACAACACCAACUACUGUCCCUACGAACUACGAAUGUAUCCGUCGGAUGCAUUUUACAACGGAUACCGGUCCGAUGCUCCACGCAUCUUUGCAGCAUUCCUCGUCGGAAUCUUUCUAUUUGUAUACCUCAUACUCGUACUAUACAACUACAUUAUGAAGCGAAAAGACAAAAUGGCUUUUGCUGCAGUACAAAAAUCAGCGGCCAUUGUCGACAUGUUCUUCCCAAAAGAAGUCAAAGACCGAUUGCUGGAAGAACAACAAGACGCUGCAUUUGCCGCAGGAGGAGGAGGAGAAGCUGGAGCAUUUGAUGCCGAUAACAGUCAACAGUUUGUUCCCAAUGAGGGAGACGCAUACGACAUUAAUCGAUUCCUUGACGAUAAACCCAUCGCUUCGCUCUUUCCCGAAACCACCGUCAUUUUUGCAGACAUUGCCGGCUUCACGGCAUGGAGCUCGGAGAGAGAGCCAUCGCAAGUAUUCAUUUUGCUCGAAACGAUUUAUGGUGAAUUUGACAAAAUUGCCAAAAGGAGAAAAGUUUUCAAAGUUGAAACAAUCGGAGAUUGCUAUCUGGCGGUUACGGGAAUUCCAGAUCCUCAAGAAGAGCAUGCAGUUAUCAUGUGCCAAUUCGCGCGAGAAUGCAUGUCGAAGAUGUACGAAGUGACUGCUGCCUUGGAGUUGACGUUAGGCCCCGACACCAGCGAUUUAGCAAUGAGGAUGGGACUUCACAGUGGGCCUGUCACUGCGGGGGUUCUAAGGGGGCGAAAGUCGCAUUUCCAGCUCUUUGGGGACACAGUGAACACCGCAGCGCGAAUGGAAAGCACUGGAACGAGGGAGAAAAUUCAGAUAUCGCAGGAAACAGCAGAGUUGGUUCGCAAGUCGGGAAGAGGGCACUGGAUCAAAGAACGGGAGAAUGCUGUGGAAGCCAAAGGCAAAGGCUGCUUGUCAACCUUCUGGCUGUUACCUCGGACAAGCAAGAGUGCUGGCUCUGUGCCAUCGAGCGGUGCCAGUUGUAGUGCGUCUUCGAUCAGCAGAUCGGACGCAUUGGACGCAGAUUCUUCGUUUGCGGACGACGACGAUUCACCGAAUUGCGUUAUGCCUCCAUCCGUCCGCGAAGAGAGGAAAAAGAAGAAGAAACAGCACAAACCAAGGGAGCUCAGCAACAAGAGCAAGCGUCUUGUUCAAUGGAACGUUGCGCUACUUGUCAAGAUUCUCCAGAAAGUCGUAAGCGGCAGAAAGAGUUACAAGGUCAAAGACCCAGAUGGUCUCAGAGAGCUCGAACAACGAUUGGUUCAACAACACACCGUGUUGGGUGAGGUCGAGGAGGUCAUUCAUGUGUCGAAGUCCGUCGACGAGCGAAAGCCUUCGAUGAAGAAGAGCGAUACAAAACGGGACAUACAUGGCGUGGUAGAGAUUCCACAGGACGUUGUCGCCCAGUUGACCGAUUACGUUUCAAGGAUUGCACUCCUGCACCCUGACAAUCAUUUCCACAACUUUGAACAUGCGAGCCAUGUGACCAUGAGUACGAGCAAGCUCUUGUCCAGGAUCGUGAACGUUGACGAAACCGAGUCCAAGGCGGCGUCAACGUUCAACGCCGGUGACGUUCAGCUAUCGAGCCAGCGUCGUCAUGCGCACGGUACAAGUUAUGGGAUUACCUCCGAACCACUGACCCAAUUCUCAGUGGUUUUUGCUGCGCUGAUCCAUGACGUGGACCAUCCAGGGGUAUCCAACGCCAUUUUAGCCACGGAAGAGCCCGAAGUUGGCGACAAGUACAAGAACAAGAGUGUUGCCGAGCAAAAGUCCUUGGACAUUGCCUUUACGUUGCUGAUGGAAGACGACUUUCGGGAUCUGAGGCACUUGAUCUACACGAACGAGAAGGAGUUGAUGCAAUUCCGCCAGUUGAUGGUGAAUUCUGUGAUUGCGACAGAUAUUUUCGAUCGGGAGCACAGCGCUUUCCGGAAAGCCCGUUGGGCGAAAGCCUUUGCCGAAGGAGAGUCCAUUGCUGGCCUCGAGAACGAGGAGGCCUCGGAAAAAUUAAGUAUCGAUCGCAAGGCAACGAUUGUGAUUGAGCAUCUCAUUCAAGCGUCGGAUGUGAGCCACACGAUGCAACAUUGGCAUGUGUACCAAAAGUGGAAUUCUCGAUUAUUCGAAGAGAUGUUUGAGGCGUUUAGGAGCGGUCGUUCGACAUCGAAUCCAGCCGAGAACUGGUACAAGGGAGAGCUUUGGUUUUUCGACAACUAUGUGAUCCCAUUGGCAAAAAAGUUGGAGACUUGUGGUGUGUUUGGUGUCUCGUCGGAUGAGUUUUUGAACUAUGCGAAUGAGAACCGCAAGGAGUGGGCUCAAAAAGGGGAGGAAAUCGUGUCCGAGUUGGUGGCAAAGAUUGACAAGAUGUCGGAUGAGGAUGCGAUGCAGUCGUCUCGGCACAUGCGCCAUGACUAG